This is a messenger RNA of Drosophila navojoa, 2592 nucleotides long. Its product is annotated as endoplasmic reticulum metallopeptidase 1-like. The record is from RefSeq and is a predicted model, not a curated record. Gene Ontology annotation, biological process: proteolysis. Gene Ontology annotation, molecular function: metalloexopeptidase activity. NCBI's taxonomy places the organism in Eukaryota, Metazoa, Arthropoda, Insecta, Diptera, Drosophilidae.
CGGACUUACAGGCAAAAUGAAAUCUAACUUUAAGGUGCCUUGGCAAUUAGCAUGUGGAUAUCUGUUAUUCUGGAUUAUACUGUUCUUCGCUGUUGUAAUUCCUCUGUUCUAUCGCUUACCCACGGCACUCACAAUGGAGGACGCUGAGAAAAAUGAGUUCGUUGCUGAACGUGCUUACAAGAACCUUUAUACUCUGUCAAAUAUUGGCAACAAAAUAGUUGGAAGUAAAGAAAAUGAAAUUGAGGCUGUCGAGUUCCUGCUGAAAGAACUCAAUCAAGUGAAAGAAGAAUCACUGAAAGAACUAUUCGAUAUAGAAAUUUACCUAUCACGAAUCUCAGGCGUAUUUGAGAGAAACAGUGCUAUAUCUGCAUAUCAAGGACUUCAAAAUAUUGCCGUUAAGCUCACCCCCAAGAGCAGCACGAGCAAAUCCUAUCUUCUAGUUAAUAGUCACUUCGAUACUCUGCCAGGUGCUGGUGCGGGCGAUGCUGGAUUUAUGAUCGUCACAAUGUUGGAAGUUUUCCGUGUUUUGGCAAACACAAAUCAAUCCUUUGAGCAUCCUAUCGUCUUUCUGUUCAACGGAGCUGAGGAGACCGGUCUGCAAGCCUCACAUGCAUUCAUAACCCAACACAAAUGGGCGCCAUUCUGCAAAGCUGUAGUUAAUCUUGAUGCUGCUGGCAGUGGAGGUCGCGAAAUUCUCUUUCAGAGUGGGCCCAACCACCCAUGGCUAAUGGCUUACUAUAAAAAGUAUAUAAAGCACCCACUUGCUACGACUUUGGCUGAGGAAAUCUUCCAGUUAGGACUCAUUCCAUCUGAUACUGACUUUCGACAGUUCAGAACAUUUGGCAACAUUCCAGGUUUGGACAUGGCUCAGUGUAUUAAUGGAUUUGUGUACCAUACCAAGUACGAUCUUAUCGAUGUGAUUCCCCGCGAAUCCCUUCAAAAUACUGGCGAUAACCUUCUCAGUUUGGUCAGAGGUUUGGCCAAUGCAGCCGAAUUACACAAUACCGAGGCAUACAACACUGGUCACACUGUGUUCUUCGACUUCCUUGGCCUGUACUUUAUCCAUUACACGGAGACCACAGGAAUAUUCCUAAACAUUGGUGUUGCGGCAGCUGUCUUUAUACUUAUUUAUAUUUCACUGUGGCGCAUGGCAGCCGUGUCUCAAGUUUCCUUGGGCCACGUGGCAUGCUGGUUCACAUUGGUGCUUAUCAUUCAGGUUAUUUCCUUUGUACUCGGACUGGCUUUUCCCGUAAUUGUCGCAUAUGUAAUGGAUAACUUAGGGUUAUCAUUAACAUACUACAGUACGCCGAUGCUGGUGAUCGGGUUAUAUGUAUGCCCCUCACUAAUUGGCCUCAGUUUGCCCAUCACAAUCUUCUAUGCUCUACAGGGGAAUAAAAGUAUUUCUACAGGCUAUCAGGUGCAACUGGCCCUGCAUAGCCAGGCCCUUAUCCUGGCUCUUCUAGUCGUUGGCCUCACAGCAUUUGGAUUGCGUUCAACAUAUAUUUUUACAAUUCCUCUAGUUUUCUAUGUGAUACCCUUGGCUGUUAACUUAUUGACUACCUUGCAUGAUCGAGGCUAUGCUUGGGUGGCUCUGCAUAAACUGAGCCAAAUAAUUCCCUUCCUGUAUAGCAGCUACCUCUUUUAUAUAUUCAUUGUGGUAAUGACACCAAUGGGGGGACGUGCAGGCAGUGGUUCCAAUCGGGACUUGUUUAUUGCUGUCUUGGCAGCAGCAGGAGCAAUUCUUUCAUGUGGUUUAUUGAUCCCGCUUAUCAACACCUUCCGUCGACCUAGUUGCGUGGUAUUCUCUCUUGUGGUAAUCACCGCGCUUUCCAUGUACUUGGCCAGCAGCACAAAAAUCGGUUUCCCGUAUCGGCCAAAGACCAAUGUUCAGCGUUUAGAGUACCUUCAAGUUCGCAACGUGUUCUACGAAUAUGACGGAACUCUCAGUAAAGACGAAUCUGGAUAUCUUUUCAAUUUCGCGGAUCGACUUGUAGAAAAGCCACUCCUAGGAACGAGCGUUAAUCUGACGGGCUUGGUCAGCAUUACAUCGAGGUGCAAUGCCCACAUGUUUUGCGGAAUGCCUUUGUACGACUUACGCUUCGUGCGGAAUCAAAUAUACAACAAAUGGUUGCCGCGGUCUGAACCCAUAAUAAUGCCAAAUAUAACGAAACUAGAAGUUCUCCGUAAAGUUGUGGUGAACUCAACAACGGUACGCAUUCAGUUCAUUCUGUCAGGGCCCCCCACUAUGAGGCUUUUCAUUCAGCCCUAUGAAGAUGUAACCAUCAGCAAUUGGUCAUUCGUACACAGUUUCCUUGAAAAGAGUCCUCCAUACCUAAUAUUCCUUAACUACGGCAUCGAUAGCACAUCAUACAGCUUUUACUUGGAGUGCUCGAAAGCAAAUGGCGGUUUCAACGUUCCACUGCUCCAGCUCGGAGUUUCGGGCCAUUUCAUCGGAGAUACGAGCGAUAAACUAAAUACGAAGUUUGCAUCGACAUUCCCGUCGUUUACUGCAGUGGACACUUGGCCAGCAAUAUAUCAACGAUAUAUAUUUUAGCUUUAAUUCGCGAUUCAGUUAACUUUGAUAAUGUAAUU